This is a messenger RNA of Babesia bovis T2Bo, 1753 nucleotides long. Its product is annotated as Major Facilitator Superfamily protein. Gene Ontology annotation, biological process: transmembrane transport. The transcript is spliced from 3 exons. Bases 191 to 1567 code for a protein of 458 amino acids. NCBI's taxonomy places the organism in Eukaryota, Apicomplexa, Aconoidasida, Piroplasmida, Babesiidae. The record is from RefSeq and is a predicted model, not a curated record. Gene Ontology annotation, molecular function: transmembrane transporter activity.
UAAAACAUCUUGAAUAUUCUUUGAUCCACAGCUGGCUUGCUCCUUUUGUGGCAUUAUAUCAUACGUUAUUUUAGCAGACUCGGAAUUGCCUGUAUUUUGGCUGCUCUAAAGUUAAAAUAAUGUAGAUUAUUUAUGUUCAUAUCAUUGUGAUAUCUUCUACCAUUGGGUUUUGUUUGUUUAGUGAAUCAGAAUGUCACCAAGUGGUAACGGAAAUGGCUCAACCCCUCCUUUCAAAUAUGAACCUGGUGGUAAACUUAUAUACCAUCUCAUGGCGUUCAUGGAAGGAUAUGAUCUACAGAUAUAUCCUGUAUGCCUGCGAACUUUUGAACAAUGUUUGAAAAUGAGCCCCUCAACAUUAUCAACCAUUGCUACAGUUGACAACAUGUCCUUAUUGGGUAGCGCUUUCUUUUGGGGAUUUCUGUCUGAUAAGUUCCAAUGCCAGUAUCUGUAUGGUAUAGCUGCUAUGCUCGCAGGGGUUGCCAAUAUAUUACUCGCUAGUACCUCAAAUUAUCACUCUAUUUUAGCAUUACGCGUGUGUCACGGUUUGGGUGUAGGAGCUGUAAAUGCUGCACAGCCUAAGAUAAUUAGCUCAUCAGAAAAAGAGGAUACUCAUCCGGUAAGCUAUGGUAUCAUUCAGGCAGUUACUGUAUUGGGGCGUCUUUUAAGCGCCAUCCUAACAACUUUUGCAGCAAGUAAUGUUAUCUUGGGAGUUCAUGGAUGGCGUAUGUGUUAUGCCAUCUUGGGAUAUGUCUGGAUAUUUAUAGGAUCGAUUGCGGUGUUGGGAAUGAAACCAAAAGGGAAUAAUGGCAGUAGUACUAGUGGUGGCGGUGGUGGCAAUGGCGAAGGAGAUUUGUCUAAAUUAGGCGGCUUAUUUAAAAAAACUACUACUUAUUUCAUCACAUUAGUUGUUUAUGUUUCCGAAGUUCCAUUUGUCGCAUUUACGUAUAUGAUGCUGUAUCUUCAAUACAAUGGAGUUUCUGACAUGAUGGCAGGUGUAGCACUUGCAGUCACGUUGAUUGGUGCUAUAGUAGGGGCCGGAGGUGGAGGUAAAGCUAUCGGUGCAAUACCGGACGAAUAUAAAGGGUACGGUUUAUUAGGAUCUGGAAUUUUUGCCCUUGCUGUCAGAUUUAUUAUUGGCUGCACUUUAUUCAUGGGACCGAAGCCUAAUGGAAGGAUGCUUUGGUUCCACUUCGUGGAGUUCUUCAUCCUUGGGGCUACUUUAGUUACCAUAGGAAGCGUCGAUAGGACUGUUAUAUCAGACAUUGCCGAAGACGGUGUUAAGGCUACCGCAUCGGCACUUAUAAGAUCUGUUGCAGGCAUUGCAAGCAGUUUAACUCUCUAUCCUCUUGCGGGUCGUCUAUCAGAAAAGGCCUUCGGGUAUAUCCCAACGACAGAUGACAUUGAUAUGAUGGACGAAACCGCCAAAGCGACCAAUUGCAAUUCUCUCAGGCAAACCAUCAUGUACAUCUUGUUAGUUGGCACGGCAAUUAACAUCAUUUUGUAUGGGUUCUGUAUGAUUAGCUAUAAGAGCGACAAAGGAACUAAUGGAAAUAAAUCAGCUGGCUGAUGAAAGUAUUUAAAUUCCAUACCAUUAGCUCAAAGUAUUUUUUAAAACAUAACCGACUUAUAAGGCACAGGGGAAAGAAAUAACAACAUUGGGAAAACAUAAGCAUAUACGCGUUAUAACAGUACAAAAAGUGAUGACAAUUGUGAAGCUUAAAUGAGCAGUCUAAUAAGUAUUAAUGGUGCUUUU